Molecule: messenger RNA, 3850 nt
Organism: Polyodon spathula (Mississippi paddlefish)
Lineage: Eukaryota; Metazoa; Chordata; Actinopteri; Acipenseriformes; Polyodontidae
Product: desmoglein-2-like
Exons: 14
Coding region: 291-3689 (1132 amino acids)
Biological process (GO): homophilic cell-cell adhesion
Cellular component (GO): plasma membrane; desmosome
Molecular function (GO): calcium ion binding
Source: RefSeq, a predicted model, not a curated record
GGAGUAACCUUUGGUAGAUGUGCUGCUAUGCUUAUAAUUCCAGUCUAACUAGCGAAAUUGACUUAUAGCACAGGUAUAUAGACUUGAGAAGGAAAUUCACCACUCUUAUCUUACUUAAAGCAUAGCUUAUUGAACCCAGGUCCCAUGUCUUUAUCCUUGGCUCAGAAGAGGUGUCCUGAAGAGCCUUAGCGGAGUGGGGGUCACAAACAUAAGAAAAGCAAAGAAACAUUAAAUUAGAAGUAGGUUCAGGGGGAGCUGAUCAGGACAGUUUUAUAAAGGAGUUACCUGUCAUGGCUGGAAUUUCAUUUCCAGGGAUUGGUUUGCUGUUACUGUUUGUAUUAAUGGUUGUGGAAAGUCAUGUGAAAGCAGAAUGGAUUAUUCCACCAGUUAAAGUUAGAGAAAAUGAAGAGCAUACCAAAAAUCCAAUUGCCAAAAUUCGAUCUGAUGUAAAAGAUGUAGUUAAAUACGAAAUUGUUGGUGAAGGAGCUGAUCAGAAACCUUAUCACUUAUUUAUUAUUAAUCCAGACAAUGGUGAGGUUAGCAUCACAUCAAUGGUUGACAGAGAAGAAAAGGACAUCUACAAACUGAAAGGACGUGCUUAUAACGCUGCAGGAAAACAAGUGGAAAAUGAUAUUGACCUGCUGGUUAAAAUUGAAGAUGUUAAUGAUAACAGUCCCAAGUUCACACAGAAUUUUUUUUCUGGGAGCGUUUAUGAACUGAGUGAGAGAGAUACUUUUGUAAUGCAAAUAAAUGCAACUGACGCGGAUGAGCCAAACUCAAGAAAUUCACUCAUUGCUUACGAAAUACUUGAACAGAGCCCUGCAGACAUGUUUUAUGUUGAAAGGAACACGGGCAGAAUUAUGGUAGCGGAGUCUACCCUUGACAGAGAGACACAGUCAAAGUAUACUCUUACGGUACAAGCCAAAGAUUUGGAUGGAGAAUUGGGUGGUUUGGCUACCACAGUACAACUUGACAUUAAAAUUAAAGAUGUCAAUGACAAUGCUCCAGCACUGGAGUUUGAGCCUUAUGAAGGUAGUGUUGUUGAAAAUACAAAAGGCGUGGAAGUAAUGAGAAUGAAAGCCCUUGAUGCAGAUGAAGAAUUUUCAGAGAACUGGCUUGCUGAAUUCGAAAUUGAAUCGGGCAAUGAAGGGGGUUACUUCAGGAUUGAGACUGAUGUAAAGACUAAUGAAGGGAUUUUGAUUCUACAAAAGGAAGUUGACUAUGAAGAAUUACAGAGCAUUAUCCUCACUGGUGUUGUCAGAAACAAAGCAGCUUUCCAUAUUUCAAAGGGAUCCUCAUCAUUUUCUUCAAUUCUAAAAUAUUUUGAAGUUAAAAUCAAAGUGAAAAAUGAGCCUGAAGGUCUUAAGUUUACCCCAAAGGUAAAGGCAAUUUACAUUUCUGAGGCGACGUCAAAAGUUGAUCUUACAAAAGUAAUUGCAAAGUAUCCAGCCAUUGAUGCAGACACUGGAAAAAUUGCUGAAAAAGUCAAGUAUGUAAAGAAAUAUGAUCCUCAUAAUUGGCUGAUAAUUGAUCUGAAGACUGGAGAUAUUAAACUUGCAAAAGUACCAGACCGUGAAUCAAAAUUUUUGGUUAAUGGCACAUAUACUGCAGAAAUAUUGGCCAUUACAGAUGAUUUACCUGCAAAAACUGCUACUGGUACUAUUGCAAUCCAGGUAGAAGACUUCAAUGAUCACUGUCCAGUUCUUACAAGUACCUCUACAGACAUGUGUUCUAAUGAGAAAUCGGUGGUAGUCACAGCUGUAGAUGAAGACGCGGAUCCCAAUAGUGUCCCCUUCAAAUACAAGAUCUUUGAUGAACCUAAGGGUACAGCGCAGAACUGGAAAGUCGAACAUCUCAAUGGAACUAGCAUGAUACUCAAACCCAUGGAAACCUUUUGGCCUGGUCAGUACAGUGUAACCCUUUUAAUAUAUGAUCAGCAGGGGAAAUCCUGUAGUGACAAGCAGGUUCUAAAUAUUGCCGUCUGCACCUGUGAAAACACCAGGGCCUGUGUACCAGUCACCGACAGACUUCAGUCAACUGGAGCUAGACUUGGACCUGCGGCUAUUGGUCUUAUGAGUCUAGCACUCUUACUGCUGCUACUUGUGCCUCUUCUGCUGCUAUUUUGUUCAUGUGGGGCUGGAGCGGCAGGCGGUUUUGUCCCAAUUACUGAUGGUUCAGCAGGACAUUUGAUUUCAUAUGACACGGAAAAAAUAGGUGAAGAUAAGGCAGUUCCACCUCUUGUACCAUCAAUGGUCAAGGACAUCAAUGGACAAAUUUGGUGGCGAAGACCAGUAACAGCAGAACAGUGGCACGCCAAGGGAUGGAGUGUAGAUGCCUUUGAGGGUGUAGCUCUACCUGAAGCUUACUUGGAACAGUACUAUGUGGAGAAAACUAAAUAUGUUUUAAUGGAAGGUCAUUUACAAAAAGAUGCCAUGUUGGUGUAUGAUUAUGAAGGCCAGGAGUCACCUGUGGGUUCGACAGGAUCUUGUAGCUUUACUGAAGAAGAUCUAGACCAAAGCUUCCUAAAUGAACUAGGACCAAAGUUUAAGACUCUUGCUGAAAUCUGCAGGGGCACAGAGAUGACUUCAGGAGUUUCAGUUGAGCAGCCUGGUGUUGCUGUUCAGCACACCACCGUGUCCACUAACCCAGUCAUCACCAAUAAUUGUGUGGUGACCAACAAAACCGUUGAGGUGACCAGCCCAGUUCCAGCACCCCAGGUCCAAAAGAAUGUGGUUGUCACAGAAAACGUGUCUCCUCCUCAGCCAACCGUGUAUCUCCAGAAAAAUGUGGUUGUUUCUGACCCUGGCUUCGUUCAACAGCCUGUAUACUAUGCCACUAACCCAAUCAUUCAGACCACUCGAUACAUUGUUGAGCCACAGAUCCAAAGGAAUGUCGUGAUAGAAAGGUCUUCUGUCCCUGGCUUGCAAGGCCACCUUCUAAUGAGUGACGUUCCAAGCACUCAGAAUGUGAUGGUGACCCAGAAGAGAUUGGUGCAUGGCUCGGGUAAUCAGGGUGGCAUGAUGGUGGGGUUAGAUCAGGGUACUCUGCGCACGAGUGAAAUACCAAACUCACAGCAUGUGUUACUGCUGGAAAAUAGAGGUUUUGAUCAGGGAAGUAUGCACUUCAGUGAACCUGUUUCUCAUAAUGUGGUGUUGACGGAGAAGAGAGUGGUGUCUGGACGUAAUGUGCAGGGUGACAUGAUGGGGUAUGAACUAGGCAGCUUGCACAGGAAUGUAAUGCCUGGUUCACAGAAUGUAAUGGUAACAGAGAAGACCGUGGUAUCUGAUUCCAGUAUGCAGGGUGGAAAGAUGGGUUUUGGUCAGGGUACUCUGCGCAUGAGUGAAAUGCCAAAAUCACAGAAUGUGGUGCUGUUAGAAAAUAAAGGUUUUGAUCAGGGAAGCAUGCGCUUGAGUGAACCUGUCUCUCAUAAUGUGGUGUCUGGACAUAAUGUGCAGGGUGACAUGAUGGGGUAUGAACUAGGCAGCUUGCACAGGAAUGUGAUGCCUGGUUCACAGAAUGUAACAGUAACAGAGAAGACCGUGGUAUCUGAGUCCAGUAUGCAGGGUGGAAAGGUGGGGUUUGGUCAGGGUACUCUGCGCAUGAGUGAAAUGCCAAACGCACAGCAUGUAACAGUGACAGAGAAGAGAGUGGUAUCUGGAAGUAGUGUGCAGGUUGGGUUAAUGGGAUGAAAUAAGAUGCACUUGGCAUAUAUAAAAGGUUGUUUAACAAUAUGCAAUAUACACACACAGAUGUAGUCAAAAGUUGACAUACCUCCAUGGAAAUUUAUAAUUUCUAGACAUUUCUCAAAUAAAUAAUUAUACCUUUGAAUUAGCAUUUUUUGGAGUUUGUA